CGCUAGAUGUAAAUUACAUCGAAAAUUAAAUGGGGUGAAAUGUCAGAAAAGUUAAAUUCUGAUCCAGAUGGGCCUCAGCUGACUGUAGCUGAUUGGAAAAAGCGUUUUACAGAUUGGAAGUACUUUGUGAAAAACAAAUAUAGGAAAUUAAAUGAGCACCGUUUAAAGACUGGAUCAGGUCCUCAAAGCAGUAUAACACUAACAGACAUGGAAGAACGGGCACUCUGUGUAUGGGGAAAAGUAACCGUAACCGGUGCGUUGGGUGUUACAAACUUCGAUGGAAUUUUAUUAGAUUCAGAUACCAUGAUAAUACCUCUUGAGGAGGAAAUUACUGAACCAAUGCCGGUUGAAGAUGAUACACCAGUAAUAGUACCACCUGAAAUUGAACCGGCUGUUACACCCGUUCCACCGCAAAAACCUGGGACAAAAACUCUACCUCGGCAAAAGCCAUUGUCGAUUGUGACAGAAAGCUUAUUGAAUACAAUGAACAAAUCCGAAAAAAAUAUUGAAGAAUUAGGUUCCAUUGUAAAACAAUUUUCCGAAGAGUACAUAAAGUGUAAAAAGGAAAAAAACAAAAACGAGCUUCUUCGACUUAAAUUUGAAGUGGCAAAAUAUAAAUUUGAAAACCAAAACUUUAAAUUUGAUUUUGAUUAAUAGUCUUUUUUUUAACAUAAAUGUC
Molecule: messenger RNA, 679 nt
Organism: Photinus pyralis (common eastern firefly)
Lineage: Eukaryota; Metazoa; Arthropoda; Insecta; Coleoptera; Lampyridae
Exons: 2
Coding region: 40-654 (204 amino acids)
Source: RefSeq, a predicted model, not a curated record